Messenger RNA from Pisolithus orientalis, 2392 nucleotides. RefSeq names its product nucleotide-binding domain-containing protein. The record is from RefSeq and is a predicted model, not a curated record. The coding region runs from base 140 to 2122 and encodes 660 amino acids. Gene Ontology annotation, molecular function: NADH dehydrogenase activity; calcium ion binding. Lineage: Eukaryota; Fungi; Basidiomycota; Agaricomycetes; Boletales; Pisolithaceae. The transcript has 14 exons.
GGAGCAGGUUUCCAAAGUUGGACACUAGUGACGUCUGAAACGUACGCACGGACAAUUGCUAGCUCCAUGCUGCGUGGUCUCGCUGAACGUUUCGUUCUUGGUUCAUCAUAAAACCAACUGAGCGACAUUGCUAGAAAGGAUGAACUCCUUUAUCCGCUUUUCCCAACCGACCCGAGCCAAUCUCAUUCAACUGGCUCCUUGGCGAACCGUACGGGUACGAACGCAGCUCCCUUGCGCAACUCGGUUUCUUGCAGAACGGGCUUUCCAAACCGACACGCAACAAUCUAGUAUUCCUGUAGAGCCUCGUCCUAGAUCUCGUUUUCUUAAGCGCUCACUACAAGUUGCAAAAUAUACCUCCUACUUCGCUCUAUCCGCCGCUUUUGGCGUACUCGCGAUCGGAGCAGGCUUUUUUAUUCACGAUGCAUUUACUUAUACAGACCGGCACGUGGACCGUGUCCCAGUAUCCCCUCUGGCUUUGCAUCCAGAACGUGGUGGUCCUAAAAACUUACCAGUGGUCAAAGCCUUAUUGGCAGACGAAGAGGACGAAGAGGCCAAGAAGUUGAGCGAGAAACCAAAGUUGGUCAUUGUCGGGGGUGGCUGGGGAUCGGUGGCAACUUUGCAGACCCUUGCGACGGGUGAAUACCAUGUAAUUGUCGUCGCGCCAGAGAAUUUUACUACAUUUACUCCCCUGUUACCCUCUGCCGCCGUGGGCACGGUUCAGAUCCGCAGCCUCAUUGAACCAAUGAGGAAAAUUAUUGCUCGACUGCAUGGGCAGAUGAUUCACGGUAACGCAGUGGAUCUAGUAAUGUCCGAGCGAUUACUGGAAGUGGAGGUGCUCGAUUCCUCGCGUCAACCCCAGCGCAUUUAUGUUCCAUAUGACAAGCUGAUCAUCGCAUGCGGUUCUGUCUCUAGCACUCACGGCGUGCCUGGCUUAGAACAUUGUUUCCAGCUGAAGACUAUAUCAGACGCCCAGGCUAUUCGACGUCGAAUUAUCAAUAAUUUUGAGACUGCAAGCUUGCCAACAACCAGUCCUGAAGAACGCAAGCGCCUCUUGAGCUUUGUUGUUUGUGGCGGGGGACCCACAGGCGUCGAGACUGCUGCAGAAAUUCACGAUUUGUGCCAGGAAGACAUCAUGAAUUAUUACCCAAAGAUAUGUCGCGAGGAGGUUUCAAUACAUCUUAUUCAGUCCCGUGAACACAUCCUGAACACCUACUCUGAAGCAAUAUCUAAGUUCGCGGAGGAAAAAUUCCGUCGUGAAAAUGUAGACCUCAUCACCUCGGCACGUGUUAGUGCGGUUUUCCCCGAUCAUGUAGUGUACACAGUCAAGGGCUCGGAUGGGAAGAUCAGCACACAUGAAAUCGAAAGCAAUUUCGUACUUUGGUCAACUGGUAUUGCAAUGAAUCCAUUCACGGAACGGGUUUCGAAUUUGCUGCCCAACCAAGUCCACAAGAAGGCGAUUGUGGUGGACGCACACUUGCGUGUUAAGGGUGCGCCGCCAGGCGAGGUGUAUGCAAUGGGCGAUUGUGCAACCAUUGAGACCUCUGCUGUGGAUUACCUUCUGGAGUUGGUUGAUGAAGCUGACAGAGACAAGAAUGGAAAGAUAGACUUCGACGAAUUCGAAGUCAUGGUCCGAAGGAUCAAACAGCGUAUCCCUAUGUCUGAGUCCCACUUGGCGAAGAUUAGAACACUCUUCAACCGCUACGACUCAGAUGCAGACAAUACCUUAAAUUUGAACGAACUAUGCAAACUCCUGGAGGAGCUCGGUAACCGUGUAACAGCAUUGCCAGCCACUGCACAAGUUGCUUCCCAACAAGGCAAGUAUCUUGGCAGAAAACUGAACAAACUUGCUGCCCAGCGGGAAGUGCUCGAAGCGAACUUUGUGAAGGACCUGGAUGAAGCUGUGUUGGGACCGUUCCGCUAUAGGCACCUGGGUAGUCUGGCAUAUAUCGGCAAUGCGGCUGUUUUCGAUCUGGGAAAUCUAUCAUUCAUGGGCGGACUGUUUGCCAUGUAUGCGUGGAGGGGCGUGUACUGGAAUGAACAGGUUUCCGCAAGGACGAGGGCCCUGUUAAUGAUUGAUUGGAUCAUAAGGGGGGUCUGGGGUCGGGACCUCUCAAUUUUGUAGCUCAGUCACCUCAUGCAGCACUCCAGUCAACCAUGGUACUUAAUGAUCUGUUACCCAAUUUUCGCGAAGUUGGUUCUCGACGGUUGUCCAAUGGGACUUUUAUCAUAAGUGAUAGAAUACUACUCUCGCCAUUCAAAGGACCCAAUGACAACCGUCUUCCCUAUUAUCGACCCCUGAUUAGGCGAUAGAAUUGUCAUCUUCCUGUUCGGGACGUCUAAAUUGGUACUGACGCGAGGAUGGUCAGUCUCUUCGGAAACGCCGCAACAGGUG